Vigna angularis (adzuki bean) is the source of this 3142-nucleotide messenger RNA. RefSeq names its product probable LRR receptor-like serine/threonine-protein kinase At1g67720. Gene Ontology annotation, biological process: protein phosphorylation. The record is from RefSeq and is a predicted model, not a curated record. Gene Ontology annotation, molecular function: protein kinase activity; protein binding; ATP binding. Bases 187 to 2952 code for a protein of 921 amino acids. The transcript has 15 exons. NCBI's taxonomy places the organism in Eukaryota, Viridiplantae, Streptophyta, Magnoliopsida, Fabales, Fabaceae.
GAAUAACAAAGUAUCGUGGCAGGUAUAUUUGUUGUUUCAGGAUCUUGCUUUGUUUAUUUUUCAGUGUGACAAAGAAACUCAAACUUCUGUUUUGGUACCGUUGAGGUCGCUUUCUCAGUUGAAUUUCCUUCAUACAUUUAUUGUUUAUAGUGUGGUGCUCUCUUUAGAAACCUUCUUGGAGAAGAAAUGGAGAAUAGGGUACCCUUCUUCAUCUUCCUGUCCUCUUUCUCAUUCACGCUGCUACUUCUCUUGCACCUUUCUUCUGCUCAGAUUCCAGGUUUUGUGAGUCUGGACUGUGGUGGUAAAGAAAAUUUCACUGACGAAAUUGGUCUUCCAUGGACUCCUGAUGAACUUAGGUAUGGAGACAUAAGCACUAUAUCAGUUGCAAAUGAGACACGGAAGCAAUACACAACAGUACGACAUUUUCCUGCUGAUUCUAGAAAAUACUGCUACUCACUUGAUGUUGUUAGUAGGACAAGGUACUUACUGAGGGCGUCGUUCUUGUAUGGGAACUUUGAUGCAAACAAUGUUUAUCCAAAAUUUGACAUUUUUGUUGGUGCUACUCAUUGGUCGACUAUAGUUAUAUCUGAUGCUAACACCAUAGAAAUGAGAGAGCUCAUAUUUCUGGCUUUAAGUCCUACAGUUAGUGUAUGUUUAUCAAAUGCAACAACUGGAAAGCCAUUCAUAUCUACUCUUGAACUCCGGCAAUUCAAUGGUUCAGUUUAUUAUACAUACACCGAGGAACACUUUUACCUCAGUGUAUCCGCCAGGAUAAAUUUUGGUGCAGAUAGUGAUGCUCCAAUCAGGUAUCCUGCUGACCCAUUUGAUAGAAUUUGGGAGUCAGAUUCUAUCAAGAGAGCAAACUAUCUUGUCGAUGUUGCUGCCGGAACUAGGAAAAUUUCCACCAACAAAUCAAUUGAAGUUAGCAGUGAUGAAAUGCCUCCAAUGAAAGUAAUGCAGAGUGGUGUAGUGGGCACAAAUGGAUCUCUAACUUACAGGUUGAACUUGGAUGGUUUUCCUGGUUUUGCGUGGGCAGUCACCUAUUUCGCAGAGAUUGAAGAUUUGGCUGAAAAUGAAUCCAGGAAAUUCAGACUAGUACUUCCUGGUCAUCCGGAUAUUAGUAAGCCUGUAGUAAAUAUUGAAGAAAAUGCUCCAGGAAAAUAUCGCCUCUAUGAACCAGGAUAUACCAAUUUAUCCUUACCCUUUGUUUUGUCAUUUAAAUUUGCCAAAACAUCUGAUUCUGCCAGGGGCCCUCUUCUAAAUGCCAUGGAGAUUAAUGAGUAUUUGGAGAAAAAUGACGGCUCUCCUGAUGGAGAAGUUAUAUCUAGUGUACUUUCACACUACUCCUCAGAAGAAUGGGCACAAGAAGGGGGUGAUCCUUGUCUACCUGUUCCAUGGUCAUGGGUCCGCUGUAGCUCAGAUCAACAGCCAAAAGUAGUUUCAAUUUUGUUGUCCAAUAAAAACUUGACGGGCAAUAUUCCUUUGGAGAUAACCAAACUCACUGGUCUGGUUGAACUAUGGCUCGAUGAUAACAUGUUGACUGGCCCAAUACCAGAUUUCACAGGAUGCAUGGACUUAAAGAUCAUUCAUCUUGAGAACAACCAGUUGACAGGUGCGCUCCCAACAUCUUUGGUGAACCUUCCAAACUUGAGGGAAUUGUAUGUCCAAAAUAAUAUGUUAUCCGGAACUGUACCAUCGGAUCUUCUGAAGAAAGUUUCUUUUCUAAACUACUCUGGAAACGAUAAUCUUCGUAAAGAUAGCAGAAAAAAGACACCCUUGUAUGUGAUUAUUGGUGCAUCAGUUGGAGCUGCUGUUCUGCUUUUGGCCACUAUUAUAUCAUGCUUGUUUAAGCAUAAAGGAAAAAACAGAUAUUACGAACAAAACAGCCUUGUUUCCCACCCUUCUCAAAGUAUGGAGCCUACUAAAAGCAUUGGUCCUGCAGAAGCUGCACAUUGCUACAGCUUUUCUGAAAUCGAAAAAUCUACAAAUAAUUUUGAGAAAAAAAUUGGUUCCGGUGGUUUUGGAGUUGUUUACUAUGGAAAACUGAAAGAUGGAAAACAGAUAGCAGUUAAAGUUCUAACCAGUAAUUCCUACCAGGGCAAACGAGAGUUCUCCAACGAGGUGAUUCUUCUGUCAAGAAUACAUCAUAGAAACUUGGUACAGCUUCUCGGCUAUUGUCGAGAAGAAGGAAAUAGCAUGCUCAUUUAUGAGUUCAUGCAUAAUGGAACUCUCAAGGAACAUCUUUACGCCCCAUUAACACACGGACGGAGUAUCGAUUGGAAGAAGCGCCUAGAGAUUGCAGAAGACGCUGCAAAAGGGAUUGAGUAUCUCCACACAGGCUGUGUUCCUGCAGUCAUCCACAGAGACUUGAAAAGCAGCAACAUUCUUCUUGACCGACAAAUGAAAGCCAAGGUUUCAGAUUUUGGUCUUUCAAAACUUGCUGUGGAUGGGGCAUCCCAUGUUUCUAGCAUAGUACGAGGAACAGUAGGAUAUUUGGAUCCUGAGUACUACAUUUCUCAGCAGCUUACUGACAAAAGUGAUAUUUAUAGUUUUGGGGUAAUUCUUCUUGAACUCAUAUCUGGUCAAGAAGCAAUAUCCAAUGACAGCUUUGGUGCUAAUUGCAGAAACAUAGUCCAAUGGGCAAAACUACACAUUGAGAGUGGAGACAUACAAGGUAUCAUUGAUCCCGUGCUGCAGAACAAAUAUGACCUGCAAUCAAUGUGGAAAAUAGCAGAGAUAGCAUUGAUGUGUGUUCAACCACAUGGACACAUGCGGCCAUCAAUUUCAGAAGUUCUGAAGGAGAUACAAGAUGCCAUUGCUAUUGAAAGAGGCUCCGAAGGAAAUUCGGAUGAGCCAAGAAAUUCGGUUCAUUCUUCGGUCAACAUGGAUUUGGUUGCUCCUCAGAGCUUCCUCUCAAUUGAUGAUUCCAUUGCACAACCUACUGCACGAUAGAGUAAACACACAUGCACAUUUUUUUACUACCUUUUAAAUAUUGGCAAAGCCAUCAAGAUCCAAUUUCUCCUAGUUCUAGCUUUCAAAUUUUGCCUUUUGCUUAGUUGAAUGUGCCAAAUGUACACUUUUUGGAACGGAACAUAGUGAUUGUGUGAUUUUUUUUACGACAAAGUUUAAACUUUAGCCACUA